Molecule: messenger RNA, 318 nt
Organism: Meloidogyne enterolobii
Lineage: Eukaryota; Metazoa; Nematoda; Chromadorea; Rhabditida; Meloidogynidae
Source: the annotation of a GenBank genome assembly
AUGCUUUUCCAAAAAUAUUUUUUGGCAAAGGAAAGCCAAUAUUGCAUUUAUCAUUUUCAAAUUCUAUCUGUUCAAGUUUUUCUCUCAUUCCUUCAAUUUUAUCAAUUUUCAAAUAAAAAUAUUCCAAUAAUUUUGCAACAGUUAUAUCUUUUGAUGUAAUAUAUUUACAUCCUUUUUUCUUUGAUCUUUCAACAUUUUCAUCACCCUUUAUUUCAACAAAAUCUCCUUUUUUGCAAUAAACAUCACCAUCAAUAACCUUCGGCAUAAAAUAUUGUGUUUUACCAACCAACUUCUGAACAUAUUCUUCGGCAACCAUCU